UAUUUCCCUCUGAAAUGUAGCGGAGUAGAAGUAGAAAGGGCAUGAAAAGAAGUAAAGUACAAAUACCACCAUAGACUGUAUAUGUGAGUACCACCGCUGCAACUAGGAUACUUCAACAGGGUGAUUAGGAAGCCAUGUACAGUGUAUUGUGCCAAGUUGAGGAUAUAGCAUCAGACACCUGUGCAGUGUGGUGCAAUAUAAUAAAACAGCCCUGCAACAGAUAUCUGAAGUCCCUCUAUGGUCAUUUUGAGUGCAUAGUUUGUAGUAUGUAAUGGCUGUAAAGCAUGCUCUCUCUCCUCCAUAUACAUUAUAGAGACAAAACAAUUAAGGAAUCUAAAACUGGAUUACUAGCUAGGAAAAGAGGGCAAUUGCCUCAGGGAUAAUCCCAGCACUCCAGGGGCCCCGAAGGCUCCACUCUUACUGUGUGUCACCUGUUUAGAGCUAAUUAAAUUGAAAAUGUAUUAUUAUUAAUAUUCACCACUUACACACACUAAAUUACAUACAGCAAUAAGGGCCUUAAGUGCAUGGGUCCUGUCAUGUCUAAAUCUAGCUUUAAGGCCUUCAUUAAUUCAGUUUUGUUCCAUAUUCCUAAAUGAAUGUGAUGAAUUAAAUUGCCACACAGCAAAUCAAAGUUUUUCUAUACUAGAAAAACUGUACACAAAGCUCAGAGAGUGGGAGGGAUGGGGGGCCUCCUCACAGGUUAAUCCACCCAUGAAUCUAAUACAAAACCAAAAAUAAGUAUAUGUGUUCAUCAUUAAAGUGUAUUAUAUACAAGUAUAAUAUGAUAUUGUUUAAAAUACAUUUGACUUAUUUCCACUUUAGAUGUUGGUCCAUUAGGCUCUUUGGGACACCAAUAACUGGGAACACAAAACGUUAAUUUCAAAAACGGUUGUUUCGACACCAAAGUGUAAUAAUACAACACCACAUGCAUGUGCACACCCCUUGUUUUGAUGUUUUAGAUCAUGUCAUGGGGCCGUAAUACAGCCAGCUUUGGAGCUCUGUGAGAGCUCAUUUACACUAACUUUUAACUUGAAAACGUGAAAAAACGUUUGUUAGACAUUUUCAGACUCUACAAAUUAUAUACUGACAAUGGGUGCAUAUGAGGUGGUAAUUUGGGGUAUUUAGUAACAGUGAGUUGGUUGCUAGCAAAGCAUAAGAAGAAGGGAUCUUAUUGCUGGAUCUGCAGGAGGUAUGAUAACAUUUUUAAAGGUUGAACUUUGGCUAAAGGAAAUGACAAUUUAAUGUUUUUCAUUUUUUACAGCUUAUAUUUGUGUUGUUGGCUGACUUGUACUGUCAGGCUGUGUGUUUAUCAUCUGAUCUGACGCUUGUGUUUGCAGGAGCAUCUGGUGUUGUAGUUGGGUACCCUUUUGACACUGUAAAGGUAUAGCUGAAUACACACAGUCCUUACUGCUGCUUGAUGACUCAUGCGUCUUAGAAAUUUGACAUUCAAUGGACCAUCUUUUUCUCCUUUAUAAACUCUUUGGUGAACAUUCAAAGCAUGCACAGAGGAAUUUGACAUUGUAUCCGUUCAACAUAGAAGAAUGAGGGGUUGAGUGCCUUAAACUGUCACAUAUGGUCAGUGACACUUGCUUUUUCACUUCUGCAGCAUAGUUUGAACUUUGUGUGUCUAUAGUAUUGACAAACAGUAAUCAUGGUGAACUCUGCCUGCAAUCCCACCACCUACCCACAUAAACACACAUCUGGAACACUAUCAUCCAAUUAUUAUUGAGCUCGCUGUGCUUAAGCCUGUCUUCUCUUAGGUGUAUGGUUUCUACAAGGCCAUGGCGAUGCCAGUCACAGCUGAGUCCCUCAGCGUCUCUGUGGCGUUCGGGACCUAAAGGAAUGCCCUUCAGUAUCUCUGUAAACUUUGGCAUUGGAGCGCUGAUGCCGGGCCUGCCAAGCGUGACGUCUUCCUCUCAGGCCUGACUGGAGGAAUUGCACAGGUUUUAUUGGUGUCCACAGCUGACAUGGUGAAGGUGCGUCUGCAGUGUCAGAGGGUUGCCUAUUCGAAAUUCACAGCAGAAGCCCCAGCCUGGUUGGCUCUGAGAGAUGGACCCUUCUUUGCCAGCUUUCUUUCUACUUCUCAUAUCAUCUGUGAACAGCUGUCGACCCCGGGACAGAGCCAACCAGUUCAAUCCAAACACAACUUACCUGUAAAUUAUAUGAGCCUGAUCAAAGCUCGUCUCCAGAUGGACUGGAUUGGUGAGCGAAGGUACCGAGGCUUUUUCCACUGUAUCGCAGAUAGAGUACGCCCUGAGGGGCUUAGUGUCUUCCUAAAGGGCCUGAGUCUCAACUGCAUGCAAGCCUUCCCGUCUACAUGGGCAGUCUUCUCCGUGUAUGAAAUAGUGAUGCACUUGCUCAAACACUCGACUUAACUCUACCUACAACUUUUUUGUCUCCCCCUCCUCCUUUAUGAUAAAAGUGGAUCACGCCAGAACUGUCUUACUUUUCACCUUUGCAUGAGGUAAUUCUCUCAUAGUUUGACAGGGGACAUGUGAAAGAAAGGAUACUGAAAAAUUAAAAUAAUGCCGGAAUUAAAUAUUUUUCUGUAAAGCUCUGCUUUAUUUUAUAUUUUAAUAUUUAUGUAUAAAGUAUGUAUUUAAGUAAGCGAUAUUAUUAUACAGAAAAUUAUCUGGGGCUGUAGGUGUGGAGUAUAAAACUGAUGCUGACAAUGUUUCUGUUUUUGCAGUGGUUUUCAGGCAUCUUAAGUACUUGUUUAAAGUGAUAUAAAACAGGUUUCAGUGUUAAUGUGCAUAAGUUUCACUUUUUAGGGAGUUGUCCUUCCCGUAAAACAGCACAUUCUUCUCACUGCAUUUUACUGUAUCAGUACUGAAAAAUCUGAAAUAGACCAGGAUUUGCACUCUUUGCAGUAACAUUGUGCUGUAUAUGUUAAUAAUUAAUUAUGCAAAUUAUUUCAGUUAUUCAAUUAUAAUUAAUUCUUUAUUCAUUAAUUAAUUUUUUGCAGAGAACACCUGGGCAAAAUGUCAUGUUUUAGAAAUGGCAUGUUUUCACAAAUUUCCCUUUGAGUGGUUAUACUGUGAAGAAGUUGAUAUGACUGCUCCCCGUCUUGAGAACCCCUCCCGAGUCCAGCAGCAGCAGAUAAAAACGUCCAUGUUUUGCUCAGUAUUAUUUUUGAAACCUAUCUCUAUAAAAAAUUACGUUUAUCUUUAUUAUGACCUUUCAGUUUUAUUUGCAAAUUCUCGCACCCACCUCCAUGUUACUGACAUAUACAGUACGUUAAUACUGUGUCCUACUUGGCUGCAUUAUCAUCAUUAAAGGACCAAUAAUAUAUUGUUUUAUCUGAAAUUAUUGGUAUAUUCAA
Molecule: messenger RNA, 3322 nt
Organism: Siniperca chuatsi (mandarin fish)
Lineage: Eukaryota; Metazoa; Chordata; Actinopteri; Centrarchiformes; Sinipercidae
Gene: slc25a47b
Product: solute carrier family 25 member 47b
Biological process (GO): transport
Cellular component (GO): mitochondrion
Molecular function (GO): transmembrane transporter activity
Source: RefSeq, a predicted model, not a curated record